UUUUUUAGGAUUUAUGGGUUGAAGGCUCAUAGUGUAGUUUUUGAGCCCAAGGAUAGAGACGUUGUAACGCUUUUUGAGUUAUUAUGAUGGACAAGGUGGCAGGCCCAUGGACCCUGAAGUCUAUCCUCGUUCUUCAGGUGACCCUUUCUUUUUUGGUGAUAAUACGGGACAAUUUGGUAUCCAUGUGUUUACAGAUUGAAGGCGUUGUCCAUAAAUUUCUGACAGUUGGCUAUGGUGAUCCAGUUUGGCCUGUCAUCUUCAAAUAUAAAAAAAAAAAAAACAGAAAAACAAUGGGGUUGAUGAGCAACUCGCAUUUGCUUCACUGUAGUUGCUGCUUCCAGCUUUCUACAAAAAAGCAAGAAAAAGAAUCAGAGCUACCCAGAAAAUAAAGAGAGCAUUUUGGUAGUGAGAAAUAUUGUUUGGUGAGCUGUGUAUCUCUGUCACAUUUCUUAUUUCUUUAUUCUAUUUGUUUAACAACUUCAAUCACAUGGCUUCCUAAUUCUCACUUACACUUUCCUCCCUGUCUCUCUCUCUUGAUUAUUUUUCAUUUAGGAGAGAUGUGGGAUCAAUCUGAGAAAUCAUGAGUUCUCAUCAAAGAGUUAUUGUCUUCCAUUUAUGGUGGAAAAUUCUUGCACUUGUACUUUUACUUCUUGUAGUCCAAUCUUUUGGACUAAACACAGAUGGUAUUCUUUUGCUUUCUUUGAAAUUCUCUAUUUUAAGUGACCCUCUUCGUGUUCUCGAAAGCUGGAGUUACAAUGAUGAAACUCCUUGUUCUUGGAAUGGAGUUACUUGUGGAGGUCCAGGUUUAGAUGCUACUAGUUUCUCUCGUGUUACUGGUUUAUCUCUCCCUAAUUCUCAACUUCUUGGUUCAAUUCCUGCUGAUCUUGGUAUGAUUGAACACCUUCAAAAUCUUGACCUUUCCAAUAAUUCUCUAAAUGGAUCUUUGCCUUUUUCCCUUUUCAAUGCAACCCAUCUUCGGUUUCUUGAUUUGUCUAAUAAUUUGAUCUCCGGGGAGUUACCUGAAACUGUAGGUCAAUUACAGAACCUUGAGUUUCUUAACCUUUCUGAUAAUGCUAUGGCGGGAACUUUACAUGCUAGUCUCGCUACUCUUCAUAAUCUAACUGUUAUUUCUUUAAAGAACAAUUAUUUCUUCGGUGUUUUGCCUGGUGGGUUUGUAUCAGUUCAAGUUUUAGAUCUUUCUUCAAAUCUUAUUAAUGGAUCUCUGCCACAAGGUUUUGGUGGUAACAGUCUCCAUUACUUGAACAUUUCAUAUAACAGAUUAUCCGGGUCAAUUCCGCAAGAAUUCGCUUCACAAAUUCCAGAUAAUGCCACUAUAGAUCUUUCAUUCAACAAUUUAACAGGUGAAAUUCCAGAUUCUAGCAUUUUCUUGAACCAAAAGAUAACUUCUUAUAACGGAAAUCCUGAUCUUUGUGGCCAACCGACAAGAAACCCAUGUCCAAUUCCAUGUUCACCUUCUUCUCUUCCAAACAUAACUUCUCCUACUUCUCCACCAGCAAUUGCUGCAAUUCCAAAAACAUUAGCCUCUGCACCGGCAACAUCACCACCAAGUCAAGAAACAGAGUCAGAAGGGCUCAGAAAAGGAACCGUUAUAGGAAUCGUACUAGGUGAUAUUGCAGGAGUAGCAAUUCUGGGAAUGAUUUUCUUUUAUGUAUACCAAUUCAAGAAAAGGAAAAAGAAUGUAGAAACAACGACACUCAAGAAUCAAGAAGCAAAUAGUACAGCGAAGGAUCAUGAGUCUUGGUCAUCUUCUUCAUCAGAAUCAAAAGGGUUUACAAGAUGGUCUUGUCUACGCAAUAAAAGAGGAGCAGAUAACGAAGAUGAGUCUGAUUCAACUAGCUCAGAUGACAACAACGACAAUGACCACCCAAAAGUUCAAGAAAACAAUCAAGAACAUCGAGAACAAAGCAGCAAAGGAGGCACAUUAGUGACAGUUGAUGGUGAAAAAGAACUUGAGCUUGAAACAUUACUUAAAGCCUCAGCAUAUAUAUUAGGUGCUACUGGGUCUAGCAUAAUGUACAAAGCAGUUCUUGAAGAUGGGACUUCACUUGCAGUUCGUAGAAUAGGCGAGAAUCAUGUAGAGCGGUUCAGGGACUUCGAGACCCAGGUCCGAGUCAUAGCCAAGUUGGUUCACCCAAAUCUGGUUCGUAUCCGUGGGUUUUAUUGGGGUGCCGAUGAGAAGCUCAUUAUCUAUGACUUUGUCCCUAAUGGCAGCCUUGCCAGUGCUCGUUACAGAAAAGUGGGCUCAUCACCAUGCCAUUUACCAUGGGAGGCCCGACUCAAGAUUGCUAAAGGUGUGGCCCGUGGGCUUUCUUACCUUCAUGAUAAGAAGCAAGUGCAUGGAAACUUAAAGCCCAGUAAUAUUCUUUUGGGUUCUGAUAUGGAGCCUAGAAUUGGAGAUUUUGGGCUGGAGAGGCUCGUGACUGGUGACUCAAGCUCGAAAGCCGGAGGAUCCACUCGAAAUUUUGGGAGCAAGAGAUCGUCGGCCUCGCGAGAUAGCUUCCAGGAAUUUUCGAUUGGGCCUAGCCCAAGCCCAAGUCCAAGUCCUAGUUUGAUCGGAGGUUUAUCCCCUUACCAUGCUCCGGAGUCGCUGAGAAGCCUGAAGCCCAACCCAAAGUGGGAUGUGUUCUCGUUUGGGGUUAUAUUACUAGAACUACUAACGGGGAAGGUUAUAGUUGUGGAUGAGUUGGGACAAGGAAGCAAUGGGAUUACAGUUGAUGAUAAGAGCCGAGCGAUAAGGAUGGCUGAUGUGGCGAUCCGGGCUGAUGUAGAGGGUAAAGAGGAGGCCUUGCUGCCUUGCUUUAAGGUAGGGUACAGUUGUGCCUCUCCAGUCCCGCAGAAAAGGCCAACAAUGAAAGAAAUUUUACAAGUUCUAGAGAAAAUUCCAUCUAAAUCAUCCUCAUACAUGUAUGGUCACUAGUGAAUAAUAACGAUAAAAUUGGACCAGCAACUAUGUAGAGAGAGAGAGAGAGUUUGUAUCAUUUGACUUAUAGGUGGUUGUUUAUGUCAAUGUUGUUGUAAUUGCUUGAUAUCAUUGGUAUAAUUUUGUGUUACUAAUCUUUCACAUUUGCUAA
Ricinus communis (castor bean) is the source of this 3092-nucleotide messenger RNA. RefSeq names its product probable LRR receptor-like serine/threonine-protein kinase At4g37250. Lineage: Eukaryota; Viridiplantae; Streptophyta; Magnoliopsida; Malpighiales; Euphorbiaceae. The transcript has 5 exons. Gene Ontology annotation, biological process: protein phosphorylation. Gene Ontology annotation, molecular function: ATP binding; protein kinase activity; protein binding. The record is from RefSeq and is a predicted model, not a curated record. The coding region runs from base 581 to 2938 and encodes 785 amino acids.